AUGUAUAUUUUGCUUGCGCAAAAGGAAAGAUUGAACACAUGCUCGUCACCAGUUCAGCAUCCGGCAGAAUUUGUUCCAUCUCACUUUUGCGGGUCAUAUUCCGGAUUCAAAAAACAUCGUUAUCGUUGUGAGGAAGGUAAAUGGGUGAAAAAGGUUGCUACGAAGGGUAAUGCGAACGGUAACAUGAAAAGGUAUGGUGCAAAACCAAGGAGUUCGAAGGGAAAUACGGAAGAGGAAAAGAAGGAGAAAAAAGGCCAAGCUGAUCUCCAAAGAACUGCUGAACGUUUACAGAGUAUGCGAGAGAGGUUGGGUCUUAAACCCUCAAAAUAUAGCGAAAAUUUAGCUGGUGAAAAUCCUAGUGAGACGAAUUGUUUGGCAGGCUCACUUGAGGCUUCAUCAUCAAUCGUGAAGUCGAUGGACGAAGAAGUUGGUGAAGAAUUAAUGACCACUUCUACUGCAGAGGAAUCACAGAUUAUCACGACUGCAAUUGCUGAUGCUAUGGCGGAGGCAAGUGGUAAUGAGUUACGUAAAGACGACUUUAACUUGAAUCGGAGAGGCCCUAAUGCUGCAAAUGUUUCCCUUUCCUUCCCCUCUGAUUCUUUUAAAGCCAGUUUUGCUGAUUCAACUAAGGAAACUGCUGAUACAAUUUCGGCAGGUUCGCAAAAGGAGUUUAGUGCUGAGGGCUCAAAAAACUACACACCUGUUUGUCCAACGUCACCAUUUUACAGUGAUGAAGUGUAUCAUGCUUCUAAGUACAUGUUGCUUGAUGAUUCUGUCUGGGAAGAUAGCUGCACAAAUGAAAUAAAGGAAGGGUUGGAUAGCCUAGACAGCAUAUCAGAACUCAGGAUCGGGAAAGGCCGGCAGAUGGCGCUUGCUGAAUUAGAAUGCUUCAAACCUUUUUAUAACAAUAAUUUACUGAAAAAAUGUCGUCUGUCUUUGCAGAGGCCUAAGAAGAAACCUUUACAUGAAUAUUAUAUUGAUGACGAUGCAGAGCUGGAAGGUACGUGUCUUUACAUUCCUUAG
This is a messenger RNA of Enterobius vermicularis (human pinworm), 1023 nucleotides long. Lineage: Eukaryota; Metazoa; Nematoda; Chromadorea; Rhabditida; Oxyuridae. The record is from the annotation of a GenBank genome assembly.